This is a messenger RNA of Solea solea (common sole), 2523 nucleotides long. RefSeq names its product transforming growth factor, beta 3 (gene tgfb3). NCBI's taxonomy places the organism in Eukaryota, Metazoa, Chordata, Actinopteri, Pleuronectiformes, Soleidae. The coding region runs from base 461 to 1672 and encodes 403 amino acids. The transcript has 7 exons. Gene Ontology annotation, molecular function: cytokine activity; type III transforming growth factor beta receptor binding; type II transforming growth factor beta receptor binding. Gene Ontology annotation, biological process: SMAD protein signal transduction; regulation of cell population proliferation; BMP signaling pathway. The record is from RefSeq and is a predicted model, not a curated record. Gene Ontology annotation, cellular component: extracellular region.
GAGCGAAGCGCGCCCGUGUGUUUGAGGCUGGACUGCAGGGAGCGAGCAGAGAGCUAGAGAGAGAGAGGCGCACUGACUCCAAAACAGCAAGUGGAUGGAAAGAGCUCAGUGCAAUGGAGAAAGUGAACCACGGCACAGAGACUGGUGCAUUGUAACUACAGGCGAAGGAAAGAGGCGCCCGCACGCGACAGGGAGGAAUGAACAGUAGGAUACGGAGUUUUGUUGAAGAGUUGAGAUUGAAGCGUUCCAAAAUGGCACGGAUUUGCGCCAAUGCAAAUGCGCAUUUCGCAAAGAUGACAUAGCACUUGAGAAAAUGGGAUUCCUGCAGGAACAGAACUCACUCACGACCUGAAUGAGAAGAGGAAGGAAAGUGGAUUCUAUUCAAAUCGGAAUUCAGUCUGGUUUCUGUUUGUCUUUUUUUUUUACUUGACAAGCCUCGGUGGUGAAACGAGGGUGAAAUAUGAAUCUGGGCAAAGCACUUCUGUUUUUCCUCCUCUCCAACUUUGUGACAAUGACUUUGUCGCUAUCCACUUGCACCACUGUGGAUAUUGACCACAUCAAGAAGAAGAGAGUGGAGGCGGUGCGGGGACAGAUCCUGAGUAAACUCCGGCUGACCAGUCCGCCUCAAACAACAGGUCCAAGUCAGGUACCGUUUCAGGUUCUGGCCCUUUAUAACAGUACCAAGGAGCUCAUUGAGGAGCUGGGGAGGGACAGGCAGCAGAGUUGUGGACAGGAUAAUACGGAGACUGAGUACUAUGCCAAAGAGAUUUACAAGUUCAACAUGAUCAAUGGUCCAACAGAGAACAACGACCUCUCCUUCUGCGCGAAGAGCGUCACCUCCAAGGUGUUCCGCUUCAACGUCUCCGCCAUGGAGAAGAACUCCACCAACUUGUUCCGGGCUGAGUUUCGAGCGCUGCGGAUCCCCAACCACGGCGCCAAGAAGAACGAGCAGAGGAUUGAGCUCUACCAGAUCCUCCAGAAAGACGACCCCAAAGCCAAACAGCGCUACAUCGGGGGCAAGAAUGUCCUGACCAAGGGAACGCCUGAGUGGGUCUCCUUUGAUGUCACAGAGACCGUGAGGGAGUGGCUAAUGUACCGGCAGACCAACCUUGGCCUGGAGAUCAGCGUGCACUGCCCCUGCCAUACUUUCAGGCCUAACGGCGACAUUAUCGAGAACACCAACGAAGUGCUCGAGGUCAAGUUCAAAGGCAUGGAGCCAGACUAUGAGGAAAAAAAAACAAAACAAAAGGAGCUGCCUUACCCUCACCUCAUCCUCAUGAUGCUCCCUCCCCACAGACUGGACGCCCAGUCGUCGUCCCGUCGACGCAAGCGGGCACUGGACACCAAUUACUGCUUCAACAAUUAUGAGGAGAACUGCUGCGUGCGAGCGCUAUAUAUCAACUUCCGUCAGGAUCUGGGCUGGAGGUGGAUCCAUCAGCCUGAAGGGUACUAUGCUAACUUCUGCUCCGGUCCCUGUCCUUACCUACGCAGUGCAGACACCACCCACAGCUCACUGCUGAGCCUCUACAACACCCUGAACCCCGAAGCCUCCGCCUCACCCUGCUGUGUUCCUCAGGACCUGGAGCCGCUCACCAUCCUCUAUUACGUGGGCCGCUCCCCCAAAGUCGAGCAGCUCUCCAACAUGGUCGUCAAGUCCUGCAAGUGCAGCUAAAACGUCAGGGCUCGCGCUCGAGGGGGGGCCUGGCGAGAGACACGGGAUGUGACGGUACCCAGUACGACUCAGGAGCACGUGUGAGGGGUUCGAGGUGGCAGUUUGUCCUCCAUGAGUACCUCUUCCCUCUGCUUCAGCCUUGCCCGAGCUCUCCACCACUCUGCUCGCAACCAUCAAGCACCACUUUACUAACAGCGCUCGCAAACCUCCCCCCGCCCCGCCCCCCAUCAGACCUUUUGUCGAUCUUCAGAUACGGCCUUUUUCACAUCGGUGUUUCUCUUCUUUUUCUUUUUUCUUUUUUUUUCGCAUUUCCAGCAUUUUGAACAGCCUUUACCUCAGUGUCACCUGACGUCGGUGUUCAAAGCCCUGUUUUCAACAAAGGAGGAACGCUCAAAUGACCACUGCGUCGCCAAGGGACAUAGAAUAAUUGGAGCAGAAAGUGACUGAGAACGCAGACUGAACUCAAAUCGAAGAGGGGUUAAAAAGGAUUAUUGUGUCACCACGCACGCCACAGCUCCCCACACUGUUUAUUUCACCAUUUAUUUGCUGUUCAAUGUAAAUGAUCUGAGAGAAAGAGAAAAAAACACAUGCUGGAAACCGACGUUUAUUCCCUAGUAUUUCCAUGGUUAUGUUUACCUCUGUAAUGCAACAGGACGGUGAUUCCAGGGAUUGUUUUUUUGUCGUUUUUUUUAAAGUGAAGCCCUUUCUGUUGUAUGAGACGAUGUAUGUCACUAAGUGAACACUUAACUAGAUCACCAACUGUAAAUGUUUUUUUUUUCUUAUUACUCUUGGAAACACCUUUUUUUUUUCUUUUCUUUUUUUAUUAAAAAAAAAUGACCAGUUGGAUAGAA